Molecule: messenger RNA, 4444 nt
Organism: Girardinichthys multiradiatus
Lineage: Eukaryota; Metazoa; Chordata; Actinopteri; Cyprinodontiformes; Goodeidae
Gene: col6a1
Product: collagen, type VI, alpha 1
Exons: 35
Coding region: 186-3209 (1007 amino acids)
Source: RefSeq, a predicted model, not a curated record
CUCUGGUCCUCCUCUGCGCGCUCUGGCUCUUCGCCCCGGUCAAACUACGGCGGGGAGCGUUCGGUCUCCAAAAACUUGGCCGAAUUUUGUGCAGAGGAGUCCGAAUCCGGCUAUUUAGUUUUUGAAGGGGAUACCGGAGUGUCGCAUGAUCGGAUUUUCGUAGUGAUUUUGCUCGUAGUUUAAUCAUGGAGACUUUCAGAUGUCUCCUUGCGCUGUUUUUCGCUCUCCUGGCUAGAGCGCAAAUUCAGAUCCAAAAGCCCACCUUUGUAGACUGUCCCGUUGACCUUUUCUUUGUGCUGGAUACGUCUGAAAGCGUCGCCCUCAGACAGAAGCCUCCCAACUUUUAUAUCGACCAGAUCAAAGAAUUCACCAAACGCUUCGUAGAUGAACUCCAAGAAAUGCGCCACCAAUGUGAUCGCAUCCUGAUGUGGAACUCAGGAGCCCUGCACUACAGCGACGAGGUCAUCAUUGUGCGAGAGCUGAGCAACAUGCGCACAGAACGCCAGGCCCUAAAGGAAGACAUCGACGCCAUCACCUACAUUGGCAAAGGAACCUACACUGACUGCGCCAUCAAGAGGGGCCUGGCAGAGCUGCUCGUUGGGGGUUCCCACUACCAUGAAAACAAGUACAUCGUGGUAGUGACUGAUGGCCAUCCUGUCACUGGUUACAAAGAGCCAUGUGGGGGUGUGCAGGAGGCUGCUAAUGAAGCCAGGCAGCAUGGAGUUAAAGUGUUUGCUGUGGCCAUCUCACCUGACCAGGAGGACACCAGACUGUCCCUCAUCGCCACAGACCAGUCCUACAGGCAGAACUUCACUGCUGCAGAUGAAACCAGAUCCACCAAGAUGAAAACUAUUCGAACCAUCAUCAAUAUGAUUACAAACGAGACCAAGGAUGUGUGCUGCUCUUUUGACUGCAAUGCUCCUGGGGGUUCAAAAGGACCAGAUGGGGACACUGGCGCCAAGGGAGAGCUGGGUCGACCAGGAAUGCCAGGAGAGAAAGGAGAAAUUGGCCCUCUGGGCAGCGAUGGUGAUCCUGGUCCAGUUGGCUACAGCGGGAUGAAGGGAGACCGCGGUCCCAGAGGAGACAAGGGUGAAAGGGGACACAAAGGCUUUAAGGGUGACAAAGGUCAAAGAGGGUUGGAUGGAAUCGAUGGGCAAAAGGGUGUAGCUGGUUUCCCCGGUCUUCCUGGUUGUAAAGGAGGUCCUGGGUCAGAUGGCCUGCAGGGAGAGCCUGGACCAAAGGGGGACCCUGGCCCUUAUGGAAAAAAAGGGGAGAAAGGGGAACAAGGAAGAAACGGUGAGCCAGGACGACCUGGAAACUAUGGACCUCAGGGACGUCCUGGAGAGCCAGGCAAUUCUGGACUUCGUGGAGACAAAGGAGAGCGCGGUGAGGAUGGACCACCUGGACCAGAUGGAGCUGGUGGAGAAGGAGGACAAAUCGGCGAGAAGGGGGAGCAAGGUUCUCGCGGGAACAGAGGCCCAAGAGGAGACCCUGGGGAGCCGGGACCACGUGGAGAGCAGGGGAGGGAGGGCUCAACCGGUGCCAAUGGAGAACCUGGUGAGCCAGGAAGAAGCGGCCCUCCUGGCUACAGGGGAGACGAAGGUUCACCAGGACCAGAGGGGCCCAAAGGGCCAAGAGGAAUCAGAGGAUCAUCAGGAGACAGAGGCCCAAUAGGGGAGAGGGGAGUGACUGGUGGCCAAGGAAAUGGCACCAAAGGCUGUCCUGGCUUCCAAGGUUACCCUGGGCCACGUGGAGACAACGGUGAGCCGGGUACCAAGGGAACUCCCGGACCCAAAGGAGAUGAUGGAGAACCCGGAGAUUCAGGCCGAGAUAACAACGAGCUUGGGCCUCCUGGACCCAAAGGGGCCAAAGGUCAUCGAGGGUCUGAGGGCAGACCGGGUCCUCCUGGGCCGCCUGGACCAGCAGGAACUGAUGAAUGUGAAAUUCUGGAUAUCAUCAUGAAGCUUUGCUCUUGUUGUGAGUGCAAGUGUGCCCCUGUAGACCUGGCAUUUAUCGUGGACAGCUCAGAGAGUAUCGGUGCAACAAACUUUGCACUUGCCAAAGAUUUCAUCAUCACAGUUAUUGACAGACUGAUUAAAGACCAUCUAGUCAAGUUCGCAAUGAACCAGUCAACUGUCAGUGUCGUCCAGUACAGUGGAUCGCAAGCCCAAGAAGCUGUGAGACUAACAACCAGCCUCGCUGAUUUUAAACAGACGGUGAGAGACUUGCGCUGGCUGGCUGAGGCCACUUACACAGGCGAGGCACUUGAAUAUGCUUUGACCAACACAAUCAAUGAGAUGAGGAAAGACAACAAAGUUGUUCUCGUUCUCACUGAUGGACGCUCCGAUAUCUCCAGGGACAAGACUCCUCUCAAUGUGCUCUGUGGGAAGGACAUCUUGGUGGGCGGUUUAGGAGUUAAAGACUACUCAGGCCGCCAGCCCAACCAGGAGCAGCUUCAGUCUGUAACGUGUGAGAGCGAUCCCAAACCAGGAUUUUCCUUUGUUCUGGAUAACUUUGCUGAGCUGCUGGAUGAUAAUUUCCUACAGAAUCUCACAGCCAGGAUCUGUCAAGAAAAGAAAUGCCCAGACUACAAAUGUCCAAUAUCCUUCUCUCAAAGUACCAACAUUUUGGUGAUGAUGGACAGCUCAGCCAGUGUGGGCCAGAAGAACUUUGAGACAAGCAAGACCUUUGUCAAACACUUGGCUAAGCGUUUCCUCGCUGCCGAGAAAAAGGGAGGUGUCACAGUCAGAGUGGGUGUCGGCCAGUAUAGCCAAAGCAACCCUCGCCUGGAGCAGCCUCUAACUACCAAUUUCACCUUGCUGUCAUCUAAAAUUGAAGAAGCUCAGUUCCAAAAUGAGGGCACUGAUGUUUUACAAGCAAUGCAAUUCGCUAUUAACUCUCUACCUAGCCGUGGGGAUGCAUCUGGAGUGAAGAGGAAGCUGGUGCUGUUCUCUGACGGGAGGUCUCAAAGAGUCACCAAUGUUGUCCUGGAGAAGCGAGUCCGUGAGGUGGCAGACAGCGGCAUCGAGCUCUUUGUCAUCUCAAUAGGAAACCAAGUCAACGAGGUCAAUCUCCGCACUCUAGUGAGCAGAGGGCGGGUGCAAGACAUCAGCUACGCCCAGCGCCACCUGUUCCGUGUUGCUGACUACCCGUCUCUGCUCCGAGGGGUCUUCCACCAAACAGUCAGCCGCAGGGUGUCUUUGCCCUAAGUGCAAACUAAAAGGACAAACAUUUUUGAUUUUUAGACCCAUUAUGAAUAUUCAGUCUCAUUCAUUUACAGUACACUGUGUUCAAGUAUGUUUGAAAACAAGAAAAGGUAGUGUCACAAAAUCACACAUUAUUAUGUGACGGAUAAAUGUAAAUAUUUUUACAGAAGGACUCCUUUACUUUGAGUUGAUCCCCAAGGCAGACCAUCGUAGUCUCUGUACACAACAACUCGAUAAAUCUGCUGAGACACUAUGCAGCAGUGCACAGAGGAGAUAUUUCUGCCUUGAGUUAGAACUCAAAGUAGAAUGGUCCAAAUUAAAAGGAGUGUCCUUUGAUCCUGGUGAGUUGUCAAUGACAAUGCCACAUUUUAGCUUAUUUCUACUCAUCCGGACUGGUUUCUCCUCAGGUACUCUGUACUUCUGUAUCCCUCUCAGCUUUGACAUGCUUCAUUCUACCAGUGAGGCUUCAAAGAGGCUUAAUGAACCUUUCUUUGCUCUCCAGGUCCAGAGUUAUGGCUGUUUAUGGUUAAAUGUGGACCCAUGAUCAAAGGUGUUGUGUCACCUAAUGCAAAAUUAAGGGAACAACCGCAGCACUAGUAGGACCAGACACAAGUUUUUCCAGCAUAUACUGGAAAGGUUCAUAGCAAAAAUGAUAAAACAGCACUAACUCGGAGAAAAAUCUCAUCUUUAGAAAGCUCUAUUAGACCACCUACUGAACAGGUGAAACAGGAUGUGGCAUUAGGCGGGCCCUUCAGCUGGUACUAAUGAAGGCAGCUGGACUCAACAUGUGUGUGUGUGUGUGUUUACAUCAUAUAAACAGAAAUAACUGUGAAUCCUUGGCUGGUUGAUUGAUAAACAGUUGUACUCUGGUUAACCUGUUUUCUGGCUUGUUUUUGAAGAAACAGCGGCCAAUAACACACGCACACACAAACACACACACACACACACACACAAGUGAGCUAGGAAAACAUCUGUUGCAGUUAAAAGUUGGACAGAAACCUGAAGAGACUCAGGAGCUCACAUGUACCUUUUACAGCUGAUCCCCACACCUGUUAGUCUCAUUUGAUUCAAAGUGAUCAGUGGCUCAGAGUGUUACUGAACUGUUGUUUUUAUCUCCGGUGCUAAUAUCCCCUGUGUAUCAGCCACUACAUGUGUUGUUCAAGAUGACUUUUUUUACUGCAAACACAAAGCCUUAGUGAUGUUGGAAGUUAUCCUUCAAUAAAGGUUGUUACAUCCAA